Messenger RNA from Odobenus rosmarus divergens (Pacific walrus), 4319 nucleotides. RefSeq names its product integrator complex subunit 7 (gene INTS7). NCBI's taxonomy places the organism in Eukaryota, Metazoa, Chordata, Mammalia, Carnivora, Odobenidae. Bases 224 to 3112 code for a protein of 962 amino acids. The transcript has 20 exons. Gene Ontology annotation, biological process: snRNA 3'-end processing. The record is from RefSeq and is a predicted model, not a curated record. Gene Ontology annotation, cellular component: integrator complex.
CUUUUCUCCGAGCCGCGGGAACCCAGAGUUCAGGAGCUCCCUGAGCGCCUGCGCGGGGGGCCGCAGAGGCGCUGGCGAACGGCGGGGUGACUAGGGCGCAUGCGUAACAGGGCUUGACAGAGCGCGGAGGAAAAAUCCGCGAGAAGGUGGUGGAAGAAGAUGGCGGUGCUGGGGCAGAGUUUGCAAUCUUUUUAAAUAGGCUAGUCGAGUGACUAUUCGGGUCAUGGCGUCAAAUUCAACUAAGUCUUUCCUGGCAGAUGCCGGCUAUGGCGAACAGGAGCUGGAUGCUAACUCUGCCCUUAUGGAAUUAGACAAAGGUCUGAGAUCUGGCAAACUUGGUGAACAGUGUGAAGCAGUUGUUCGGUUUCCCAGACUCUUUCAGAAGUAUCCAUUUCCUAUUCUCAUCAAUUCUGCGUUCCUAAAGUUAGCAGAUGUUUUCAGAGUUGGAAACAAUUUCCUGAGGUUGUGUGUUCUUAAAGUUACUCAACAAAGUGAGAAGCAUUUGGAGAAGAUUCUGAAUGUGGAUGAAUUUGUGAAGAGAAUUUUCUCUGUGAUUCACAGUAAUGAUCCUGUAGCAAGAGCCAUCACACUCCGGAUGUUGGGAAGCCUGGCAUCAAUAAUUCCUGAGAGGAAGAAUGCUCAUCAUAGUAUUCGUCAGAGUCUGGACUCACAUGAUAACGUAGAAGUUGAAGCUGCUGUUUUUGCUGCUGCAAACUUCUCCGCACAGUCAAAGGAUUUUGCUGUAGGAAUCUGUAACAAAAUCAGUGAAAUGAUUCAAGGUUUAGCCACGCCAGUGGACUUGAAACUGAAGUUAAUCCCCAUCCUCCAGCACAUGCAUCAUGAUGCGAUCCUGGCGUCCAGCGCACGGCAGCUUUUACAGCAGCUGGUCACAUCCUACCCCUCCACCAAAAUGGUGAUUGUUUCUUUGCACACCUUUACUUUGCUUGCAGCUUCAUCUUUGGUUGAUACACCUAAGCAGAUUCAGCUUCUAUUGCAGUAUUUGAAGAAUGACCCUAGGAAAGCAGUAAAGAGACUUACUAUUCAAGAUCUGAAAUUACUUGCCAAUAAAACACCACACACUUGGAGUAGGGAAAACAUUCAGGCACUCUGUGAAUGUGCCCUCCAGACUCCUUAUGACAGCCUGAAACUCGGGAUGCUGUCUGUCCUUUCCACACUGUCAGGGACCAUUGCCAUCAAACAUUACUUCAGCAUAGCUUCAGGAAAUGUGGGUUCUUCUCCCAGAUCCUCUGACUUGGUCAGAUUAGCCCAAGAGUGCUGUUACCAUAAUAACAGGGGCAUUGCAGCUCAUGGAGUACGAGUCCUAACUAAUAUAACGGUCUCUUGUCAAGAAAAAGACCUUUUGGCACUGGAACAGGAUGCUGUCUUUGGCCUGGAAUCCCUUCUGGUACUUUGUAGUCAAGAUGAUAGUCCAGGUGCUCAAGCCACUUUAAAGAUUGCUCUAAAUUGUAUGGUGAAGUUGGCCAAGGGCAGGCCUCACCUUAGCCAGUCAGUGGUUGAGACCUUGUUGACCCAGCUGCACAGUGCUCAGGAUGCUGCGCGGAUCUUGAUGUGCCAUUGCCUGGCGGCCAUUGCCAUGCAGCUGCCGGUGCUGGGCGAUGGCAUGCUUGGGGACCUCAUGGAGCUCUACAAGGUGAUCGGACGAUCAGCCACAGACAAACAACAAGAACUUCUGGUGAGUUUGGCCACUGUGAUUUUUGUGGCCAGUCAGAAAGCACUAUCUGCUGAAGUAAAGGCAGUAAUUAAACAGCAGCUUGAAAGUGUCUCCAAUGGAUGGACUGUGUACCGAAUUGCCAGACAGGCAUCCAGAAUGGGUAACCAUGACAUGGCCAGAGAGCUUUAUCAGAGUUUGCUGACUCAGGUUGCUUCAGAACAUUUCUACUUCUGGCUAAAUAGUCUGAAGGAGUUCUCACAUGCAGAACAGUGCCUCACCGGGUUGCAGGAGGAGAACUAUAGUUCAGCACUUUCUUGCAUUGCUGAGUCUUUAAAAUUCUACCACAAAGGGAUUGCUUCCUUAACAGCUGCCAGUACACCACUGAAUCCUUUAAGUUUUCAGUGUGAAUUUGUAAAACUCAGGAUUGACCUUCUACAAGCCUUCUCUCAACUUAUCUGUACUUGUAAUAGCCUCAAGACAAGCCCCCCACCUGCAAUUGCCACAACAAUUGCCAUGACCUUAGGGAAUGACCUUCAGAGGUGUGGUCGCAUCUCCAAUCAGAUGAAACAGUCCAUGGAAGAAUUCCGAAGCCUUGCUUCCCGAUAUGGGGAUCUUUAUCAGGCAUCUUUUGAUGCUGAUUCCGCAACGUUGAGGAAUGUGGAACUACAGCAGCAGAGCUGUUUACUGAUAUCUCAUGCAAUAGAAGCCCUGAUUUUGGAUCCAGAAUCAGCAAGUUUCCAGGAAUCUGGAUCUACUGGAGCUGCCCACGCAGACAGUGAAUAUGAGCGGAGAAUGAUGUCUGUAUACAAUCGCGUCUUGGAGGAAGUGGACUCACUCAAUCGGAAAUAUACCCCUGUUUCUUACAUGCAUACAGCAUGCCUCUGCAAUGCCAUCAUUUCCUUGCUGAAAGUGCCUCUUUCGUUUCAGAGAUAUUUUUUCCAGAAACUGCAGUCUACCAGCAUCAAGCUUGCUCUGUCGCCAUCGCCCCGGAACCCUGCCGAGCCCAUCGCUGUUCAGAAUAACCAGCAGCUGGCGCUCAAAGUAGAGGGAGUGGUUCAACAUGGAUCUAAGCCAGGACUCUUUCGCAAAAUUCAGUCCGUCUGUCUGAAUGUUUCUUCCACGCUACAGAGUAAAUCCGGACAAGACUACAAGAUACCCAUUGACAAUAUGACCAAUGAGAUGGAGCAGAGGGUGGAACCUCAUAAUGAUUACUUCAGUACUCAAUUUCUGUUGAACUUUGCUAUCCUUGGAACACACAACAUUACAGUAGAAUCUUCAGUGAAAGAUGCCAAUGGUAUUGUAUGGAAGACAGGUCCUAGAACUACCAUAUUUGUAAAAUCCCUGGAAGACCCUUAUUCCCAGCAAAUUCGCCUACAACAACAGCAAGCCCAGCAACCAUUACAACAGCAGCAACAACGAAAUGCCUACUCACGGUUUUAGUCACAUGAGGAAUGCACUCCUGGCUUUAUAGGAAUUGAUCAAAUGGGCAAAAAUAAUUUGAUUUUUCAUAUGGAUUCAGAUAUGAAAGUUAGAAUGUGGAGUCCAUUUAUUCAUUGGUUUCUAUAAUGUAAUACUCUGGGGGGAAAAAAGGGUUUGUUUUUCUUUAGAAAUUUAAUUUGAGAAAUAACUAGGUUCCUAGCCAGCAAGAUUUUUUGUCCUUGUUCCUUCUUAAACCAAGUCCUUUAUCAUCUGCUUGACAUUUUCAUUGUUCUAUUAUUGUUUUUAUGUUGCUGAGCCUUUCCUUUCGCUUUCAAGAAAAGUCAUGUAUUGGGAUCACGGCAUUUAUAGAUUUGACUCCCUGUCCACCAGAAUACAUCACUCGCUACCUGGCACAGACCUCUCAUUCUGAGCCAGGCAUUGGGAAAUUCUGACCGGUUAGUACAAAGUUGACCUGUGGUAGCAGAAACCAAGUCCUUCCCUGGAUUGACUUCAGUGUGUCCCCUGAAAUCCAGUUUUCUGGAUUUUGAGAGCAUACAGUCUAGCUGAAUUGAAACAUCCUGCUAUAUUAUUUCAACUACUUCACCUAUCUUUUCUAUGCUAACACAGUCUUAAUUUAUUGUUUUAGUAUUUAAUUGACCUAAAAAAACAGCUAACAAUUACAUACAAAAAUUGGAGAUUAAUCAUUUGUGUUUUCUAGUAUGUGUAUGGUUUUGUUUAUAGUAUAGACUUUUUACAUUAUUUCUAAGAGUGAAAAAACUCACUCACAUGUACCAUCUUAAUUUUUUAAAUUAGGAAGGCAGAUCUUUUGAUUGGUUUGGUUUCUUCUUGGCAGGUUAUGUAAUACCAGACUUGAUUGUCUAGAAAGAACAGCCUCUUUAUAACACAACCUCAAUUAUUUGGGAUGCUCAGGGAAUAGAAGUUUUCUGGUUAGCCAGAAAACCCCUUUUUUUCUAUUUCAAUACUGGUUGAAAACUGUUAUAAUAAUAAACUUUCUUGUCUUAACACGGUAUACUAGUUGUAAUUUACCUGUUCAUUCUUCAUUUGGGAUCAUUCAGUGCUCGGGAUCAUGGUUUUCUAAACACCAGGGAUCCUAGGGUUGCAGAUGUUGUUGAUGAUUUGGACAGUUGGGCUGUAAGCAGCUCCUAAGAUGAAGCAGGGCACAUUCCCUGGAGGCUUCCUUUUUUAAAUAAAUCUCUCAUUUUCUUUG